CUCAUUUUUUUUUCACCCCCGCCCACACGUGCGCGUGGAUGCGUUUCUUACCAAAUGGAAGCGCUCCAUGUUCUGUAUAAAGAAACAUUUAAAAUACAAUAAAAACCGUCAAUUUUCUACAUGGAUCUCGCAGCAAGGGAUUCCUACAUCCAGAAAUUUGCCAGGAAAGAGUUAAAUCAGCAGAAGCAGGAAGCAAAGAAGAGGCCAUUCGCUCCAUUCAAGGGCCAGAAUGAUGGCGGUCCACCACAGAAGAAGAAAAAGUGCAAAAAGAAGUCAUUCAAAAAUGAAAAGAAGCAAAGUGUGACACCUCCAAACAAGUCCAGUCCAAAGUCGGCACACAACGGACACUUGAAAGUGAACACAAAACGCGCGGCAGAUACAGGAGGGGCAAAUGUGAAGGACACUUUCUCUGCCUUUGAUGUUUUACGGAAGAGGCUUCACGAGAAGAUUGAAGAGGCCAGAGCACAGGGAGCCCCAAAGGAGGCGCUGUCAGAGGCUGUCCAGGCCAAACGGGCCAAGCGGAAACUGGAGCGUGAGCGCAAGAAGCGAAAGAAGAAGGAAUUCCAGUUGAAGAAGAUGGCAGAAGCCCAAAGCAAGCAGGCCGAGGUGAAGAAGGAAGAGAAGGACGAACAGAAAGUGGCCCCCACGGCCAUAAACAAGCGACAAGAGGGCGCCGUGAUCUUCAACAUGGUGGAGACGGUGGAGGAGGAGUACAUGGACAAGGUCAUGAAGAAGAAGGCCAAGAAGCAGCACAUCAAGGGUCAAAUCACGCCGCUGUCCGGGCGCAACUACAAGCAGCUGCUGAGCCGGCUAGAAGCGCGCAAGGACAAACUGGACAAGUUGCGGGAGACGGACGAGGUCAAGGCCCAGGAGGUGGAGGCCAGGAUGAAGUGGACCAACGCACUGUACAAGGCCGAGGGUAUCAAGAUCAAGGACGAUGAGGACAUGCUGCGCACUGCCCUGGCCAACAAGGAGAAGAAGCGCAGCCGGCGGAAGAAGCAAUGGGAUGGGCGCAGCCAGAUGGUCGUGGAGAAGAUGCAGAAGAGGCAGGACAAGCGACGCAGGAACAUCCAGAAGAGGAAGAUCACCAAAGUGGAGAAAAAGAAGAACAAGGCCAGAAAGAAGGGCAGAGUUCUUCCCGAGGACUUGAAGAAAGCCAACUUGUAGUUACGAGCGGCAACGGUGCUUCCCAUUUCUCGUUCAAUGGGUGGGACACAAAUGCUAACUGAUUUUAAACUAUAAACAAAAUGAUACAAACA
Hippocampus zosterae (dwarf seahorse) is the source of this 1259-nucleotide messenger RNA. RefSeq names its product surfeit 6 (gene surf6). Lineage: Eukaryota; Metazoa; Chordata; Actinopteri; Syngnathiformes; Syngnathidae. The record is from RefSeq and is a predicted model, not a curated record. Gene Ontology annotation, cellular component: nucleolus. Gene Ontology annotation, biological process: ribosomal large subunit biogenesis; ribosomal small subunit biogenesis. Bases 121 to 1167 code for a protein of 348 amino acids. The transcript is spliced from 4 exons. Gene Ontology annotation, molecular function: DNA binding; RNA binding.